Aphanomyces invadans is the source of this 1182-nucleotide messenger RNA. RefSeq lists its product as hypothetical. The coding region runs from base 20 to 934 and encodes 304 amino acids. Lineage: Eukaryota; Oomycota; Saprolegniomycetes; Saprolegniales; Verrucalvaceae. Gene Ontology annotation, cellular component: nuclear pore; cytoplasm. The record is from RefSeq and is a predicted model, not a curated record. Gene Ontology annotation, biological process: intracellular transport. The transcript has 5 exons. Gene Ontology annotation, molecular function: GTPase activator activity.
GCACUCCAUUUUGGACCGCAUGAACAAGGCCGCGUCCAUGUCGUCCCCACAUGCUAAGUCUCCACUGAACAAACGUCCGCGCGUUAAUACUGAAGGUCACGAUGGCACUGAUCGGGGACACAAAGAAGAAGAGGCGGAUGCCCUUCCCGUGAGUCCGUCGAAGAAAACGGCAAGUCCAAGCAAACCACACACCAAGGACGACCAGAACAAAGCAGCGCCAGCAACGUCCGCGUUUGGAUUUUCGGCAUUUGCCAACACGAAUCCUUUUCAGCCUGGCGCCCCCACGUCCACAGCGCCUUCCACGGGCUUUGCAGCGUUUGCAAGCGGUGGAUUUGGGACAUCAUCCUCCACGGGGCUUGGAUUUGGAUCUGGUGGAUUUGGUAGGUCCAGUGGUGGGUUUGAGACUACGGCGUCGUCGUCGGAAUCCACUGCAGCAACAUUUGGUGGUGACAAGACGGACGAAAGCUCCACUUGGACCGAUGCAAACGACACGAACGCAGACUUCUUGAAUGCCGAAGCAGACAAAGUCGAAGUCCAGCACCUGAUCGUUCCCAAGGUCGAACUGCCCAAGGAUUACCAGCACAUGACCGGCGAAGAGGACGAAGAUGUGCUGCUUGUGACUACAGCCAAGCUGUACAAGCUCGUAGACAAGGAUUACGUCGAGUGUGGUGGUGGACCGUUCAAGGUGCUCGAGCCCAAGGAUAAAUCCACGCGUGGUCGCGUUGUCAUGCGGCGCGCCACGAGUGACUUCAAGGCCGGAACGCAGCUCCUGCUCAAUUCACUGCUGUCUUCGAUCCCAAGUGCCGUCGUAAAGGGCAAGAGCAUCAUCAUGCCGGUGCUCGUCGAUGCGUCCAAGAUUACGACGUACUGCAUCCGCUUUGAGUCCGCAGAAUACGCCGACAAACUGCAGCAACUCAUCCAAAAUGCCAACUAAAAGCAAAAAUCACUCCUCGCAUACGUGGCAGCUUUCGCUCUAGCUCGACAGGCACAUCGUCCGCGUAUAUGAACGCCACUGAUUGUAAAGUUACGUAUCGAAGGUCAGAGUCCCUUCGUCGAUGAGCUAUGAUCUAGUAUUGAUGGUGGCGAGUCAGACGUCGAUAAAGGUGGAGGAGCCGCGGGGUCUUCCACGUCGGAAUGCGAAAUAGAAGCCCAUCGGUCUCCGUGUGCCAUGAAGAUGGCAAU